Messenger RNA from Coccinella septempunctata (seven-spotted ladybird), 1033 nucleotides. RefSeq names its product serine/threonine-protein kinase Nek8-like. The coding region runs from base 98 to 943 and encodes 281 amino acids. Lineage: Eukaryota; Metazoa; Arthropoda; Insecta; Coleoptera; Coccinellidae. Gene Ontology annotation, molecular function: ATP binding; protein kinase activity. The record is from RefSeq and is a predicted model, not a curated record. Gene Ontology annotation, biological process: protein phosphorylation. The transcript is spliced from 5 exons.
UUGUGUUCCACAUAUGCUUCUACUAAAGAAAACAAAAUAAAUUCCAGUUUAUAGUGGUUAUUCGUCGAAUGAAAACUGCAAAAGUGUAAUAAUAAAAAUGCCCGCAGAAACUUCGGUUGAUUCGAAAUUUUAUGACGUUCUCCAUGAACUGGGUCGAGGAAUGUUUGGCACUGUUUACCUUUGUGCCAAAAAACACAAUAAGCAAAAGUUAGUGAUGAAAGAAAUAAAAACAAAUCUCCAGGGCGAUGACUUGAGAUCUGCAAAAAAUGAAAUAUCCAUUUUGAAAUCUUUGAGGCAUCCCAACGUCAUUCUUUAUUACGAUAGCUACUCGAAGAAAAAUGUAUUUUAUAUUAUGAUGGAAUACGCAACGAAGGGCACACUGAACGAGUAUUUGUACAAGAGGAAGAAGAAGUUAUCUGCUCAGAGAGUUAUGAACUACUUCUGUCAGAUUCUGAUGGGUCUUGAUCACAUACAUGAAAAGAAAGUGAUUCAUCGGGAUCUCAAGUGUGAAAAUAUUUUUUUGACUGGUGGCAAAGCUGACGUUGUAAAAAUUGGAGAUUUUGGAAUAUCGACAUUGACUGUGAAGAACAGUUUUGCCAAGACUGUUGUGGGAACUUGCAACUAUUUAGCGCCAGAACUUUGUGAAGAAAAACCUUACGACAAUAAAGUGGAUAUUUGGUCGUUAGGAUGCAUUCUGUACGAGUUAUGUAUGAGGGAAAAAAUGUUCGAAGGUUCGCUAUCUUGUGUGGUAAAGUCUAUUACUCGUGGUGUCAUAAAAAAGGUGGACAUUCUCACAUAUGGGUCACAAAUACAGGAAAUAAUAAAAAGUACAAUGAAACUCAACCCAGAAGAAAGGCCCGAUACAAAAACUUUGAUGUGCUAUCCUGAUAUUUUUCCCAGUAUGUACGUCCUAGGAACCACUUUGGGUUGCAUCUUCAGUUAAAAAUUCGUUUAUUCCUAUAUUGUGAUUGUUUUAUACUUUUGAACAUUGUAUCCAAUUUUUUAUUGACAAUAAAUGUGACUUCUGAUUUUA